This is a messenger RNA of Momordica charantia (bitter melon), 2002 nucleotides long. RefSeq names its product C2H2 and C2HC zinc fingers superfamily protein (gene STOP1). Lineage: Eukaryota; Viridiplantae; Streptophyta; Magnoliopsida; Cucurbitales; Cucurbitaceae. Gene Ontology annotation, biological process: response to aluminum ion; response to acidic pH. The record is from RefSeq and is a predicted model, not a curated record.
AUUCCCUUCCAAAAUAUUUUAUACCAAAAAUCCUUCAUUUCCAUUCCCCCAUUUGAUUAAGACUCUCAAAUUCAAGGUCAAAAAGUAUAUACAAUACAUAUUGUGUACAUGGAGGAAUCAUCCACCUUGGAUGGGCCCCGCUCUUCAAUCAACGGCCCUGAUUCACUUCCCUCACCCUCUGAAAGUCCUCGCAGCCCGCUGCUUCUUCUCCUCAUAAAUCCAUUAUAACCCAUUUCCAGUUUCGCCUCUCUCUCUAGAGAUUUGGGAGCAGCCAUCGUUGAGUGAGGAGGUUGAUUUGAUUGAAGAGGGUCUGAGCAAGAAAUCGCGAAUCGAUCCAAGUUAAAGAGAACUGAAUCUUUGUGGCACAGAAAAAGUUUUGAAGAUGGAUCCUGAAGAUAGUUUGUGUAGCUCUGAAGUUUGGACAAAAUCUUCAUCUUUCUCUAAUAUUAGUACCCAGCAACCUGCACAGAAAUGGGUAGAUACUUCCAUUUUAGACUAUGCUAUGGAUCAACCUUUCCAAGAAUUCGAUGAACCGACCGAGUCGAAGACUUCUCUAACCUGUAACCCAACUCAGCAGAUUGAUAUCCCGGAUAAAGAUAGUGAUCAGAUAAAUGCAGCACUUCUAGCCAGUAAAAUUCAAGAUUGGGACCCGAGAGUGAUGCUAAAUAAUCUUUCUUUCCUUGAGCAGAAGAUUCAUCAGCUUCAGGAACUCGUGCACUUGAUCGUUGGCCGGAGGAGUCAAGCUUUGGCGAGGCCCGAUGAACUAGUGGUUCAGCAACAGCAGCUGAUAACAGCAGAUCUAACUUCAAUUAUUGUUCAGCUAAUCUCAACAGCAGGGAGUCUUCUGCCUUCAGUAAAGCAUAACUUGUCUGCAGCUGUUCCUCCAGUUGGGCAGCUGGAGCAGCUCGACAGGGUUCUUUUCGCGUCCGGAGCCGGGUCUAGUGGUGUUGUUCAGUCACAACAUGAUGAUGGAACUAAAUUCCCUGAGCUCCCAACCCAAAUCGACGAAAGUAGCAAGUGCGGAAAGGAACAGAACAUGACCAUGGAAGAGCAUGAAUUGAAGGAUGAAGAAGAUGUGGAUGAAAGCGAGAACCUCCCGCCCGGUUCGUACGAAAUACUACAGCUAGAGAAAGAAGAGAUCCUUGCACCACACACCCACUUUUGCGCAAUUUGCGGAAAAGGGUUCAAGAGGGAUGCAAAUUUACGAAUGCACAUGAGGGGCCACGGCGACGAGUACAAAACUGCAGCUGCUCUUGCAAAGCCAAACAAAGAACCGAGUACCGAAACUGUGCUGAUCAAGAGGUAUUCCUGCCCCUUCACCGGGUGCAAACGGAACAAGGAUCAUAAGAAGUUCCAGCCUCUGAAAACUAUUCUGUGUGUUAAAAACCAUUACAAGAGAACUCACUGUGACAAAAGCUUCACUUGCAGCAAAUGCAACUCCAAGAAAUUCUCAGUAAUUGCUGAUCUCAAAACACAUGAGAAGCACUGUGGGAAAGAUAAAUGGCUCUGUUCUUGUGGGACAACUUUCUCUAGGAAAGACAAGCUUUUUGGACAUAUUGCUCUCUUCCAAGGCCACACUCCUGCAAUUCCGCUCGACGAGUCAAAGGGAACGGUCGGGCCGUGCGAUCGAGGAGAACGCUACGAAGCGAUGAAUAAGCACGGGAGUAUAAAUUUCAGUUUUGGGUCGGGUGGAAGCUCAGUUGAAAACAUUGCAGAUGCAAAAGGUGUUGAUGAUCCUCUUGGUUAUUUCUCGCCUCUGAACUUUGAUUCGUGUAAUUUCGGUGGCUUUCACGAGUUUCCUCGACCGCCAUUUGAGAACACAGAGAAUGCGUUUUCGUUUCUUAUCCCGGCAUCUAGCAAUUACAACCAAAAAUCUGGUGCAGAGUCGAGCUCUAAUAACCUUGAAUGAAAGAUGUUUAUUCAGUCUCUUGGCUUUCUGUAAAAUUGCAAUAUAAUGUACUUUGUUAACUUCUUCAGCUCCUAAGUGAAUUAUUUUGCUCAA